Molecule: messenger RNA, 1579 nt
Organism: Fukomys damarensis (Damara mole-rat)
Lineage: Eukaryota; Metazoa; Chordata; Mammalia; Rodentia; Bathyergidae
Gene: Igsf5
Product: immunoglobulin superfamily member 5
Exons: 9
Coding region: 227-1339 (370 amino acids)
Biological process (GO): cell-cell adhesion
Source: RefSeq, a predicted model, not a curated record
CUGACCUCUGCAUUUAGAGCCCUGCCUAGGCCCUGACACAGCUCUUGGGAGGAACUUCCUGUCACUUGGUGAGGAGUGAUCAGGUUCCUUGGGCAGCCAGACAGAAUCCAUUCCUGUGUUUGUGCGGAGACAGGAUAGCUGCCAAAGAGCCUGUCAGGAGCUGAAAACCUCUGAAGCCCUAAAGGGGACAUUUUUCCUGCCUGAGGGUGAGGACGGUCAUGCGGAGAUGGAGGGCAGCGGGCGUGGCGUCCUGGCCGUGCUGGGCAUCCUGGCUGCGCUGACAGCUUUUGGAUCCAGCUAUCAAAUCCUAGAAGGGCCCCAGAAUGCAACAGUCCUGAAGGGCUCGGAGGCUCGCUUCAACUGCACCGUGUCCUCAGGCUGGAAGCUCAUCAUGUGGGCUCUCAAAGGCACAGUGGUCCUGAGCAUCACACCCCGGGAGCCCAUCAUCACCAACGACCGCUUCACCUCUGCCAGUUAUGACCUGGAUGGGAACUUCAUCUCCGAGAUGGUCAUCCACGACGUGCAGCCCAGCGACUCGGGGCCCGUGAGAUGCAGCCUCCAGAACAGCGACCUGGCCGGAUCCGCUUUCCUCUCCGUCCAAGUUGUGGGCUCCUUGCACAUCCUCGGUGACAGUCUGGUAGUUACUGAGGAUGAACCUUGUAAUAUCACUUGCCAAGCGCUGGGCUGGACCCCGGCCCCGGAUAUGACCUGGGAGCUCGGUGUCCCCGCGAGCCAUUCCAGCUACUCCUCCUUUCUGGAGCCUGGCGACCUUCCACGUGCGGUGAGCGUCCUGGCUCUCACGCCGCAGGGCGACGGGACGCUGACUUGUGUGGCCAAGCUGAAGGGUCUGCAGGCCAGCAAGUCCGUAACUGUAAACCUUACUGUGGUUCAGCCUCCACCAGACAGUAUUGAUAAGCCAAGUACUUCAUUGCCUACCUGGGCCAUAGUUCUACUUGCAGUAUCACUUUCAUUGCUUUUGAUCCUGAUCAUUGUUCUGAUUAUAAUAUUCUGCUGCUGUUGUGUCUCCGAGAAAGAGAAAAAAGAAUCUAGCUAUCAAAAUGAAAUAAGGAAAUCCCCACAUGUGAAGAUGAACACAGGAGCUCAUGAGACAAAGCCAAACGGUGGGAACGAAAACUACGGCUACAGCUUGGAGGAGCCACGCAGCGCAGAUCACUUUGCUGUCCCUCCUAAGUCCAGCGAAUUGAGUAUUCCAGCACAGCGUGGCAGCAGACCUCCCCAGAAGGAAGUAGAGAAACAUCGGUCCAACCCAGCAAGCCGUCCACAGGUUUCUUUCAACGUCACCGGUCCUCAGAAGGUCAGGAAUGCGACUCUAGUAUAGUACAGACUCUCGCUGUGCUGCUGAUUCACACCGUGGUGACCACGGCGUUCCCUCCGCCCCAGGCCCCAGCUUUGUCCACACUGCUGAUGGGGCCAUGUUGGAGCCACUGGAACUUCAGUUGAAUUUGACUUUUAAAAUGUGUCAUGGUUUUAGUGAAUUCCUUAAAGUACAACCUGCCAAUUUACCCUGAUGAUGUCUCUCAUCACCCGACACUCCUGCUUGCUAAUUCAAUAAAUGGUA